Molecule: messenger RNA, 2070 nt
Organism: Phascolarctos cinereus (koala)
Lineage: Eukaryota; Metazoa; Chordata; Mammalia; Diprotodontia; Phascolarctidae
Product: left-right determination factor 2-like
Biological process (GO): anterior/posterior axis specification
Cellular component (GO): extracellular region
Molecular function (GO): transforming growth factor beta receptor binding; growth factor activity; cytokine activity
Source: RefSeq, a predicted model, not a curated record
AGGGGCCACCCAAAGACAACGUCAGCUGAAUGAGGGGCUCAGAGACAUAAUGAGGUCCAACUCCUCACCCAGGGUCAGUCUGAGACAAUCCUUUGUAUAGUCUUCGCAGGAUAUUAACUUGUCUGUCUAAUGUGUUUCUAGCCCCAGGGAGUCUUAGAGGGUGUGACCCUCCUCCUCUGCCCUCCUCCCACCCUGGAGGGGCUUCCAGCUACCUAUCUAUAUAAGCAAACCCCCAAACUCUGUCUCCUUAUACAGGCAGCUGAGCCAGAAGCAUCUUUCCAGGCAACAGCUUGUGGAUAACUUCUGCCCCUGCCUUGGUUCAGCAGCUCUUUACCUAGUGUAGGACGGUUGGACAGCAUGAGGUUCCACGCACUGACCUGGGCAAUGUGGGCACUGCUCCUUGCCAGCAUCAGAGCAAUGCAGAUGGAGGAGAAAUUCCAGGAGAGCCUGUUGAGGCAGCUGCAACUCAACGAGAUCCCUGUCCUGGAGAAGGCAGAUGUGGAGCACCUGGUCAUCCCGGAUCAUGUGAGGACCAAAUAUGUGUCUCUGAUGAAGCGCAGCGCUGAGGAGCCUUCGCCCCGGGGAAAGAGGCACAGCCAGACCAUUGCAGAAAUCAUGGGCAGAUUCUUCUCUGACGCCUCCAACCAGCUUCUGGUCUUCAGCAUGAAGGACCGGCUUCCCCCCAACAGGGAGCUGGUCCAGGCUGUGCUGAGGCUCUUCCAGAAGCCAUCUUCGAAGGGAGUGAUCAGGAAACAGCAUAAAAUGUUCCCCUUCCACUCCUACGCCAGUGUGACCAUCUACUGGGUGCAGGUCAGAGAAGAUGGCACCAACCGGACAUACGUGAUUGAUUCCAGACGAGUAUCUACGCAGGAAACCGGCUGGAUAACCUUUGAUGUGAGCCAAGCUGUGAAUUACUGGCAGCAGGAGGGCAAGGUCAACCAGCCUCUGGUCCUGGAGGUCUCUAUCCACAGGGAGAACAUAGGCCCGAUGUCUUCCAAUGCACACAAAUUCAUCCACUUCUCCUCCCAGAAUCCUGUUGAUGGAGAGUUGCACGCUCCCCAGCUGCAGCUGCACACACUGGACAUGGAGGAAUAUGGCGCGCACGGCAACUGCGACCCUGACAUCCCAUUGUCUCGGGGUACCCGAUGCUGCCGGCGUGAGACAUACAUUAACCUUCAGGAGUUCAAGUGGACCGAGAACUGGAUCUUGGACCCACCUGGCUUCAAAGCCUACGACUGUGUGGGGAGCUGCCAGCAACUGAAGAAGGAGCACCUGAACUUCAGGUGGCCUUUUGCCACACAAAGGAAAUGCCACGUCACAAGCACUGCCCCUCUGCCUCUGAUUGUUGCUGUUAAGGAAGGAGACAAGAUCGUGACUAAGGUGGUCAACCUUUAUAACAUGAAGGUGAUGCAAUGUAGCUGUUCCUCAGAAGGAAUGCCAGUCAUGAAGAAAUUGAAGCCAUAGACACAGAACCCUAGCGUGCUUCUGAAAAACGUGGCGUGUACAGAGGGAUCUUGCAGGCUAUGUAACUCAGGUAUGGGGAGUUAGGAGUGGAAAGUAACUUUUUCUUUAGCAAGUCAUUUCCUUUACCUGGUUAGCCAGCCCUGUUUUCCCUAGGAAGUCAAGAGAAUUCAUCAUGAGUUCAGGAGACAGGCUUCCUGGCUAUGGAGAGGCCUGAACUUCUUCUGUGUCCUUUUCUUCUUCCUUUUUUUUUUCUGCUUCCAAUAGUUGCUGUGAACUACCUGUUUUCUAAGCACUUUCCUGUAUAAAUACUGUCACUGUAAAGUCUUUGAUGUUAGAUUUGGAAAGGAGAAAUUCUAACCAACUCAUUAUAGCUUUCACUGUCUGCUACCUCAUUCUUCCUCUGCUACACUCUGUGGUUCUCAGGCAAAAUCCCAGCAAAGUCUUAUUUUGGAAAGAACUAUCUCAUUUCUGAUCAUCAGAGCUCUACCAUGAAGCCUGCAGAGACAGAUUUUUGACUCUGGGGUUCUGACCAGGAGAAAAUGUGCAUUCUGUUGUGUCCCUUACAUAGUAAUAAUGCCUAACCCAGCUAAUAAAAUUUUUUUUGAA